GGGCAAUGUCUAAAAUACAAGAAAAGGAAUACGUGAAAAAUAAAAAAAAAAUAAAAAAAAAUGAUGGUCAGCUUUAAAAUUAUCCCUCUUAUGUUAGUUGUUGCAAUAUCAUGUUUAGUUGGAAUCUCAAAGAGUCAAAGCACAGUACCAGUUGUGAAUGGUCUCUCAUACUCAUAUUACUCAAGAAGUUGUCCAGAUUUGGAUUUCAUUAUUAGAGAUCAUCUUUUUGAUGUUUUUGAGCGAGAUAUAACCCAAGCUGCUGGAUUGCUCCGUCUUCAUUUCCAUGAUUGCUUCGUUAAGGGAUGUGAUGGUUCUGUAUUGUUGGUUGGAUCAUCCAGUACCCCAAGUGAAAAGGAUGCACCUCCAAAUUUGACGCUAAGACAUGAGGCAUUUAAGAUUAUAAAUGAUCUUCGUGCCCAUGUACAUUACCAUUGUGGCCGAGUUGUGUCAUGUGCUGAUAUCGCUACCCUUGCUGCUCGUGAGUCUGUUUAUCAGUCAGGUGGACCAUUCUACCAUGUUCCCUUAGGAAGAAGGGAUGGCCUAAGCUUUGCUACACAAAGCGAAACCUUAGCUAAUCUACCACCUCCCUUUUUCAACACUACACAACUUCUCAACGCCUUUGCUACCAAAAACUUAAACGCCACGGAUCUUGUGGCCCUCUCGGGUGGCCACACCAUCGGAAUCAGUCAUUGUACCUCCUUCACCAAUAGACUUUAUCCUACUCAAGACCCUAGUAUGGACCAAACCUUGGCCAACAACCUUAAGCUCACUUGCCCUACUGCAACCACUAAUAGCACUACUAAUUUGGACCUUCGUACCCCCAAUGUUUUCGACAACAAGUAUUUUGUCGACCUUAUGAAUCAUCAAGGCUUGUUCACCUCCGAUCAGACUUUAUAUACCGAUUCAAGAACUAAGGCUAUUGUCACAAGCUUUGCUACAAACCAGAACUUAUUCUUUGAAAAGUUCAUAGAUGCAAUGGUAAAAAUGAGCCAGCUAAGUGUAUUGACCGGGACACAAGGGGAGAUUCGCACAAACUGCUCUGCAAGGAAUGUCAUCCGCCAUGUCAAUCUCAAAUCUGUGGCUCAAGUGGAUCAUGAAAAAGAAAGAUUAUCACAAUAUUAAUUAAGGAGCUUCAAGCAAGUACAUCGAAUAAAAUUGUAACAAUAUAUUGUUAGUAUGUUACUAUGUUAUGUAAUGAAUAAAUAAUAUGACCUUUGAUCAUUCAAUGAAUUCCACGGUUCAAUUCAA
Spinacia oleracea (spinach) is the source of this 1248-nucleotide messenger RNA. Its product is annotated as peroxidase 12. The record is from RefSeq and is a predicted model, not a curated record. Lineage: Eukaryota; Viridiplantae; Streptophyta; Magnoliopsida; Caryophyllales; Amaranthaceae. The transcript has 3 exons. The coding region runs from base 61 to 1122 and encodes 353 amino acids. Gene Ontology annotation, biological process: response to oxidative stress; hydrogen peroxide catabolic process. Gene Ontology annotation, molecular function: heme binding; peroxidase activity.